GGCAGUGACUUCCCCUUACAUUCGAAGUCGAUCAUGGAGGGCAAAAACGUCAUGUGAAGCUGAGUUCCGCAUCAUCAGUUAAGCAGAGAAAGUUUGUGACCUGCAUCUUUAAACAUGAAUGGUCACGUAAUUCCUGGGACAUGUAUUGCCGUUGACUUUUGGCAGAUUAAAAAACACCCUGGCAUCAAGUAUUUUUUUCUGACCCAUCUUCAUGGCGAUCACAUUGUUGGCUUAACCUCUAGCUGGAGGCAUCCAAUCUACUGUUCCCCACUCACAGCACAGCUGCUGUCUGAAAGAUAUGAUAUUGAUCCUUCAUUGAUACGAGUACUUGAAAUUGAUUCAUCACACCUCAUCUACCCUGGCUUGGAGCAUCAUGGAGUAUUUUGGCCAAAUACUUCUUUAUCUCCUAAAUUGCAUCAUAAUGAAGAUAGGAAAAAAGUCACUUCUGACUGUGGUGAUGCAAAGGAAAAAAUGAAAACUUUCGAAAGCUUUUCUGUAACUGUAAUUAAUGCGAAUCAUUGUCCAGGAGCUGUCAUGUUCCUUUUUGAAGGAUAUUUUGGAAAAGUUCUCUACACUGGUGACUUUCGAUACAAGCCAGACAUGGUUAACGAAGGAUCCUUGCUUGCUGACCAUUUGGAGAAAAUUGAUGUUCUUUAUUUGGAUAAUACAUACUGCAGCCCUGAGUGCAUGUUCCCAGGUAGGCAUGAAGCUCUUGAAGAAAUAAUCUGCAUUGCCCAGAAGCACAAGGACUGUGAUAUUUUAAUUGGCCUGCGAGGACUAGGGAAGGAAGAACUGGUGGCGGCAGUGGCUGUGGCACUUAAAGAGCGGGUAUGUGUUCCUCCAAACAUGAUGUCUGUGAUGACUACUUUAAAGUUUCCUGAUGUCUUUGUUACUGCCAGGCCAGAGCAGCGCAUCCGAGUGGUGCCAUUUCAUUCCAUAUCAGCAAAAUCAAUGAGAGCUUACAAUCAAGUAAAAAGAACAAUUGCCAUAUUGCCUUCUGCCAUAUUUUCAGGGAUAAAUGGGAUACCCUUCUCAAACCAACGUGAUGUGUACAUAGUGCCUUACUCUGAUCACAGCUCAUUUCCAGAACUUGUGCAAUUUGUAUCAAAGGUAAAACCAGCAUCUAUAGUGCCUAUAGUUGGCAAGACAUCUAGAGGACCUUUCGGGGUGUCAGUUGCAAACAGAGCAGAUAUGUCCUGCUUUAAGAAGUUUCUCAGCAAACAUUUGCAGAAGUUUCAAAGACAUGAAUAUCCUACUAUUGACAGUUAUGUUGUACAGAUGAGGCUAAAUUUUGAAAAAUUUCAAAGCUCAUUCCCCACUCACAAUAACAGUUCAAGGAAAAGAAAAUUGAAAAAUAAGCAUUCUUCCUUAAAGAAACGCAAGAUCAUGAUGGGUGUUCAUUAUGCAUCAGAUGAUGAAGCAACAACCAAUACAGAGACAAAAGAAUUUGCUAAAACACAUAAACAUGAACACAGCUUUAGCAACUGGGCUGGAAAGACAGUCAUCAGCUUAGAAGAUUGUGAAAUCAUCGAUAAUAUAGGAACAUCAGACAAGAACACCCCAAAAAAUAUAAAUGAAAACAAAACUAAUGCAUCAAGCAGCCAGAGACAAGAACAUCUAUCACCUUAUUUUAAAAAAGUGACAGGUUUUGAGUGUACAAACCCCAAAAAUAAAACCUCUGGUACUACGAGUAUGAUUUCAGUCAUCACCACAAAAUCCAUGCUAUUUGUAAACAAAUGUAAUGCAUCAAACAACAGUAAAUCUGACAGUGGUGCAAGGGCUGCUUUACCUUCUUUAUCAUCAGACAAAACGGUAUCGAUCAAUCUGCAGCCGGCACCUGUGAAUACUGAACUAGAUGUUUUAUCUUGUGAACUUUCUAAUGGGUUUUCUGUACAGGACCAAGUGAAUGUUGAUGGUAAUAUCUAUAGUUCAGACACUUCUAAAAUCAUGCAGUGUUGCAAAAUGCAAAGAACCCAGUGCCAACUUAUUCAAGCAAGCAUUAGCGCAGGAGAACUCUUGAAGCUAAAGCCAAGAGUUGCCAGCCUUACUGAUGCAGAAUUGAAAAAAUUUAUGAAUGUUGACAGCAUGCUUGUUACUGAUCCAAUUAUCAGGAGAAAACUGAAAAAAACCAAGAUUCAUUGAAAAGACUUCUUAUAUUCUGCCAAUAUAAUAAAUGGUUAUUUGUAUGCAG
Pomacea canaliculata is the source of this 2191-nucleotide messenger RNA. RefSeq names its product 5' exonuclease Apollo-like. The coding region runs from base 115 to 2142 and encodes 675 amino acids. The record is from RefSeq and is a predicted model, not a curated record. Gene Ontology annotation, biological process: interstrand cross-link repair; double-strand break repair via nonhomologous end joining; protection from non-homologous end joining at telomere. Lineage: Eukaryota; Metazoa; Mollusca; Gastropoda; Architaenioglossa; Ampullariidae. Gene Ontology annotation, molecular function: 5'-3' DNA exonuclease activity; damaged DNA binding. The transcript is spliced from 2 exons.